AUGACGCAGGUCGACAUCAGCACUAUCAUGAACAAAGAUAACACUUUGAACGAGGACUACGUUCGCGCUUACGCCCAGCAGUACGUCGGUUCGUACCUCAACACCAUUUGGGACGAACCUCUCGGAGAGAAAUACGGAUGGAACGCAACGGAAUGGCGCGCUGUCGUGAGCCGUAUCCAGGAGAUCACUAUGGAGGAGAACGGGGGCCACCCCAUGAUCUACGGACUUGACUCGGUACACGGAGCGAACUACGUCACCGGAGCUGUGAUCUUCGGCCAGCAGAUCAACAGUGGUGCUAGUUUCAACCCGGAUCUAGUUCACAAGGCAGGCCAGAUCACUGCCCGCGACACCCAAGCUGCUGGAAUCCCUUGGAUCUUCGGACCCAUUCUCGAGAUCUCGCAGAACCCCCUCUGGUCUCGCACUUACGAGACGUUCAGCGAGGACCCACAUCUCGUUACCGUCUUGGGUGAAGCGCUUGUCCGCGGUCUCCAAAGCUACAAUCAAACCGGGGCUUGCAUGAAACACUUCAUUGGUUAUUCCAAGACCCCUACCGGACACGACCGCGACAACGUCAUUAUGGAUGAUUUCGAUCUGCUUAACUACUUCCUCCCUCCGUUCAAAGCUGCAAUGGACGCCGGCGCCAUGUCGGUGAUGGAGAACUACAUCUCAAUCAACGGUGAGCCUGUGAUUGCCAGCCCUCGCAUCUUGAACGACCUGCUCCGUUCGGAUCUUGGAUUUGAUGGUCUUCUAGUGUCCGACUGGGCUGAGAUCAACAACCUUAAGGACUGGCACCGUCUUGACAUGAGUAUGGUCCCGAACGAUACAUCUUUCAUCAACUACACCGAGAACAUGCUGGUGGGCUACCCUCAAUACGAGACCCGUCUCCGUGAGUCUGCUAAGCGUAUCAUCAAGAUGAAGCUCAAGCUUGGACUGUACGAAAACCCGGUCCCUGGCGAGGAGUUUGAGUUCUUGGUUGGUAACGACGAAGACAAGGCGGUAGCACUGGACUUGGCACGCGAGUCGAUCGUCCUUUUGAAGAACAAUGAGAGCGUGUUGCCGUUAGCCAAGGACGCCUCCGUCUUCCUGACCGGUCACUCGGCUGACAACGUUGGUCACCAGUGUGGAGGAUGGAGCGUUGCAUGGCAGGGGUACUCUGGCAAUGAAAUGUUCCUGAACGGUAUCUCGGUACGUCAGGGCUUUGAAGACUUGGUAGGCAACAACUCGUUCACCUUCUUCAAUGGUCUGUACGAGAACGGCACAUACUCAGAGGCCGAUCUCGCCAAGGCCGUGGAACUUGCCAGUCAGCACGAGUACACGAUCGCUGUAAUUGGUGAGAAGCAGUACACUGAAAAGCCUGGCGACAUUGACGAUCUGGCCUUGCCUGCUGGUCAGAUUGAGUAUGUCGAGGCGCUUGCUGCCACCGGAACCAAGGUCAUCAUCGUUUUGUUCGAGGGUCGUCCUCGUCUUCUCGGCUCCCUGCCAGACACCGCCAGCGCAAUCAUUGAUGGUUUGAUACCCUGCGAACUCGGAGGUCAGGCAAUGGCUGAGAUCAUCUACGGUGAUGUGAACCCGAGCGGAAGGCUCCCGAUCACCUACCCGAAGGACCCGGCGAACGUCGCGAUUCCGUACUACCACCGUGUUAACACUCAGUGCGCUUACGACCACUGCUGGAUGCAAUGGGACUUUGGUGCCGGUCUCAGUUACACCGAGUUCAACUACUCAGCGGUGUCUCUUGACACGACAACGAUCACGAGCGCUGAUGCUACCGUCACAGCUACCGUGACGGUCACGAACGUAGGCAUCCGUGCCGGUAAGGAGACCGUCAUGUUGUUCCUAACCCAGCCGUACCGCACGAUUUCCGUUCCUGAAGUGAAGAUGCUAAAGAAGUUCAAGAAGAUUGAACUGCAGCCCGGGGAGUCCCAGGACGUGUCGUUUGCCCUCUCGGUGGAUGACUGGAGCGUUUACGACCCGCAGAUCGGCAAAGGCUUCAAGAAGGUUACAGAGGACAGCAACUACGUGGUGGCCAUCAAACCUGACACGUGGUGCAACGUCUACAAGAACAUAACGCACCCGCUCUGCGCCGUGUUCACGAUUGACACUGGCCGUGACAGCUUCGGCCUUCCCCCUCCGGUCGUGAACGUCACCGGCACAAAUGCUCCUGUUCUUCAAGACCCCGUCACGCUUCCCAGCACGACUGACCCAGUCACUGAGCCAUCCGCUGAUGAAGCUGGAGCCGGAACUGUUGAGGCAGGUAACUACUAA
Molecule: messenger RNA, 2262 nt
Organism: Phytophthora infestans T30-4
Lineage: Eukaryota; Oomycota; Peronosporomycetes; Peronosporales; Peronosporaceae
Product: glycoside hydrolase, putative
Exons: 2
Coding region: 1-2262 (753 amino acids)
Biological process (GO): glucan catabolic process
Molecular function (GO): beta-glucosidase activity
Source: RefSeq, a predicted model, not a curated record